Messenger RNA from Naegleria gruberi, 444 nucleotides. RefSeq lists its product as uncharacterized. NCBI's taxonomy places the organism in Eukaryota, Heterolobosea, Eutetramitea, Acrasida, Naegleriidae. The transcript is spliced from 2 exons. The record is from RefSeq and is a predicted model, not a curated record. Bases 1 to 444 code for a protein of 147 amino acids.
AUGUAUGCCAAAAGAAUUCAAAAGGAAAUUCAAAAACUUGGAAGUGGAGUUGGUAUUGAUAUUUUCAUAAAUCAACCAAUCAAUAAUUUAGAAACAAUUUAUUGUACAUUACACGGAGCAAGAAAUACAAUCUACUCGGGAGAACAAUAUCUUUUGAAAUUUACAUUUUCCAAUGAUUAUCCAUUGCAAUCACCUGAAGUAGUAUUUGUACCUCCUCACGUUCCUCUCCAUGAACAUGUCUAUACAAAUGGACAUAUUUGCCUUAACAUUUUAUAUGAUGGAUGGACACCUGUGAUGAAUAUUCAGAGUGUUUGCAUGUCGAUUCAAUCCAUGUUGAGUAGUGCAACUCAAAAGAAGAAACCAAUUGAUAAUGAUACUUAUGUAAUGAGUUGUUCACAUUCUCCAAAGAAUACUCGUUGGAAUUUUCAUGAUGAUAAAGUUUAA